AUGGCUGUCACACCUGUUAAAAGAAAAUCUAUUGAAAAGAUAAAUUUAGAAAGAAAUCUAAAAAAAAUGAAAAAGGAAAAGAACAACUUUAAAGCUGAUGAAGAAAGUUUCAUGGUUUCUACUUCAAUAUCAUUAAAAUAUUCAUCAAUUAGUAAGAUUUAUUUAUUAGAAUUGCCCAAAAUAUCAUACCAAAUCUGGUCAUGUAAAAUCAUUAGUGAGAAAGAUAUAUGGUCAGCAACAGAUACAAAUAUCUUUGAUACAUUAACUACACUAGAGCAACCUAUUUAUUUUUUGGAUGGUCAUGCUUUAAAAAAUAUUGUUGGAGAACCAGAUUUUGUCAUAGCUGAUAAUAAUAUUAAAUUACUCAUACCUUGUGAAUCCGAAACUAAAUGGGUUCUAACUUAA
Molecule: messenger RNA, 405 nt
Organism: Rhizophagus irregularis DAOM 181602=DAOM 197198
Lineage: Eukaryota; Fungi; Glomeromycota; Glomeromycetes; Glomerales; Glomeraceae
Source: RefSeq, a predicted model, not a curated record